UCCAAACUUCAACAAAAAGACAAAUCAUUCCUUCAUUCUCAUUCUCUCUCUCACCGUCGACAUGACCAAAAUCGGCUCCCUCCGUCGAGUACUCUUCCCCUGUUUUACGUCUAGUGCAAGCAUUUCCGACAUCAGAAGCACGACCACCACCAAGAAACGCCUCAGCACCUCCCUCCGCGACGACAUCAACCCAUCAACACAAACAGAAGAAACCCCAGUUUCCGAUGACCAAGAAGAUCACGACUCAGACUCCUCCUCCCCCGUCGUACACUCUUCCCACAACCCAAUGGCACCACCACGCUCCUCCAAAACCAUGGUCAUCGGCACCAUCUUCGGCCACCGCCGCGGCCACGUCUGGUUCGCUGUCCAACACGACCGUCUGAAAACCAGACCUUCGCUCCUCCUCGAGCUUUCCAUCCCAACCCAGUCCCUCGUUCAAGAAAUGCGGUUUGGGCUAGUCCGAUUAGCCCUCGAAUGCCACAACUCACCUGAAUCUGAACUUGGAUCAUGUCCACUCCGGUCUGUCCCCGUCUGGACCAUGUUCUGUAAUGGUCGGAAAGUAGGGUUUGCCGUCCGGAAAAAAGCCACCGAACCAAUCCGUCUCAUGCUCAAAUCGAUUCAAUCCACGACUGUGGGUGCUGGUGUUAUUCCAUCUUUUGGAUUUGAAUCCGGCGGCGAUAAUGGCGGUGAGCUGAUAUACAUGAGGGCUAGCUAUGAAUGCAUUAUGGGUGGACCAGAUUCUGAAUCUUUUCAUCUGAUUAAUCCAGAUGGAUGUCUUGGUCAAGAACUAAGCAUCUUCUUGAUGAGGUCACGGUGACCAUUUUGGGGUUCAAGAUUUCUUGAAAAUUAUGGAGUUUCUUGAUUAAUUAUUAUUAUUUGUUUUUUAGUUGGAAAAUAUAUUUUGUUUAGAAGGCAGGCGAAUUUUUGUGUAAUAUUUCAUGGAAGAGGGGUAGAUGAGUAAUUUUGUUAAUUGCUCUACUAACAUGUAUUGAUACAAAUGUGAACAAAAUCUCGUUGUUUUUAUGAUA
Lactuca sativa (garden lettuce) is the source of this 1028-nucleotide messenger RNA. Its product is annotated as MIZU-KUSSEI-like protein (Protein of unknown function, DUF617). Gene Ontology annotation, biological process: hydrotropism. NCBI's taxonomy places the organism in Eukaryota, Viridiplantae, Streptophyta, Magnoliopsida, Asterales, Asteraceae. The record is from RefSeq and is a predicted model, not a curated record.